Molecule: messenger RNA, 420 nt
Organism: Marasmius oreades (fairy-ring Marasmius)
Lineage: Eukaryota; Fungi; Basidiomycota; Agaricomycetes; Agaricales; Marasmiaceae
Exons: 4
Coding region: 1-420 (139 amino acids)
Source: RefSeq, a predicted model, not a curated record
AUGGUCGCCACCCGCACACUCUUCGUUCCGUUCCUCCUCGUUGCGGCUGCUCUCGCCACUGACGUCGAUUCUGAGUUCGGCUCCGUCGAGGCCCUGGCGCCAGAUUGUAAAUCAACGUGCGAUCCAGUGCAGAAGACUGCUGAUGGAUGUAGCCAGACUGACAUCAAGUGCCUAUGCACAGACAACAACAGCGACGCCUUUGCAAAAUGUUUCGACUGCGCUGCUGGUCAUGUCAACAACGCCACUAUUACUUCCCAGUUGCAAGGGUUGAUGGAUGCUUACGUUGGGGCAUGCAAGUCUGGCGGAGUCACUGUGAAAUCUCAGACGAUUCGUGCCAACGGUGCUCUGUCGCUUCACUCUACGGUAGGCGCUACCGCCGCGAUGGGUCUCGUUAUCGUUGGGAUGUUCUCCAUGUUGUAA